CUCAUAUUAAAUUAAAUUCAAUAAUAUAGAGGAUAAACCCCAAAUGCAUUGAUAUAUUCUUAUCAGUUCUCAGCAAGGAAACUCAAUUCUCUAAGAAAAAAACCUGAUGAUUUCUCUACAACCUUAUAAAUCAUGUCUUCAAACAACAUUCCUAUUCAACCCUUCAAACUUUAGUAUAAAUCAUCAUAGACAAACACAAACAAGCCUGAUAGCACAAAGGAAGGUUAAAGUACGUAGAAGAGAGAUAGUAAAAUGCAGUGCAGGAGAAAAGAAGAGUGAGAGGAGAACGUUUUUGACACUUGAAGAAGCUGGUUUGGUUGAGAUGUCUGGGUUGAGUACUCAUGAACGCUUUCUAUGUCGCUUAACGAUAUCUUCACUGAAUUUACUAAAAGUGAUAUCAGAACAAGAAGGGUGUGCAAUAGAGGAGCUCAAUGCUGGAAAGGUAUGUGACUGGUUCCUAAAAGACAAGCUCAAAAGGGAGCAGAACGUUGAUUCUGCUGUUCUUCAAUGGGAUGAUUCCGAUUUCCAGUUUUAAUUCUUUUUCUUCUUGUGUCUUUGCUAAGUUCCUUUUUCCACUACAAUUGAAUUACAACUUUAACUAUAUUUGAUGGGUUCUUCCUUAUUACUCUGCUCAAUUUUCACAUUCUCAAAUGUGUGGGUUCUGGUUGAUCAUCUCAUCUGUGGUUUAUUGUAUUGCAUUUGUGCAAAAUGCGUCUCCAAAAAAUGCUACUCCCUUAUAUAAUCGGGUUAUUAUAACGAGAGAAAAGCUUCGAUA
Messenger RNA from Trifolium pratense (red clover), 775 nucleotides. RefSeq lists its product as uncharacterized. The coding region runs from base 107 to 535 and encodes 142 amino acids. NCBI's taxonomy places the organism in Eukaryota, Viridiplantae, Streptophyta, Magnoliopsida, Fabales, Fabaceae. The record is from RefSeq and is a predicted model, not a curated record. The transcript has 2 exons.